This is a messenger RNA of Elaeis guineensis (African oil palm), 3268 nucleotides long. RefSeq lists its product as uncharacterized. Lineage: Eukaryota; Viridiplantae; Streptophyta; Magnoliopsida; Arecales; Arecaceae. The record is from RefSeq and is a predicted model, not a curated record. Gene Ontology annotation, molecular function: mRNA binding. Gene Ontology annotation, cellular component: cytoplasm. Gene Ontology annotation, biological process: mRNA destabilization.
AUUGCCUGAGCCCCUCCCGGUAGCGGCCCCCUCAACCCUUUUUCCUUUCCCUUUUUGAAAUGUAUAAAUUUUAGGGUUAGGGCUUUUUGAGGCGCUUCUCUGCACCAGAAUUGGAAAAAUUAUGGUGCAAGAAAUUGCUGCCGCCAUAGAAGGUUCCCAUAUUUCCCUCCCCUUAACCCCCGUCUUCCCUCUUACCGAGUCGCUCAUGGCUUGAGCUAAGGUUCCCUUUCCCAUUGCCGGGCAGCCAUUCUGGUGCAGAGAUGCAUGCUGGUUCUGAACCUGGACCUACAGAGACAUACAUGAUGCCUGGUGUUGGUCUGAACCCCCAUGUUGCAUUUGUUCCUCCUCCUGGUGGGGUUGAUUACAUGGGUAAUGAAGUGGCACCAGAAUAUAUUUUUAAUCAGGGUCUAAACUAUCCAGCUGCUAACAAUUAUGGGUAUUAUUGUACAGGAUUUGAACCGCCUGGUGAAUGGGGUGACCACCAUGGGAUUUUUGCAUUAGAUGGUCAAGAUCUCCAUUACUCGGGCAUGCAAACUGAAAGUUUGCCAUAUGUAUAUUAUACACCUAGCUAUGGAUAUGCACAGACACCAUACAACCAAUACAAUCCUUACAUACCUGGUGCGGUCGUAGGAGUUGAUGGCACAUUUACAGGAAACCAGCAGUAUUUCAGCAGUCCAUACCAGACUCCUGUUUCUUCACCUGCUUAUAUUCCAAUCAUUGUUCACCCUACUUUGGAUUUUGUGCCUCAUAGCUCUGCGGACCCUUUGUUGUUCAGCGGUGAUGCAUCAUUUGCUAUCAGAUCUGCUAAUGCAGGCACAAAAUCUGCUCCUCUGCAAGCAUCUCUGGGUGCAGCUGCCUCUUCUCAAACAGCUGCCACAGGGAGUCUGGCACCAGCAUCUGAGCCUUACCAGUCCUCACAGUGGAACCGAACCACAACAAAACCAUCGGAAGGGACCCAAGCCAAUAUGCCACAAAGUAAUCAGCCUUUAUUACAGGACUCCGUGAUGCGUGGUAGUGCCAGUACUAUAAAUCAGGAGGGUAUUUCUUCUGGUCUGAUGCAACCAACAGAUCGCUUCUCACAAGAAAUUACUUUUGUUCCUGGUCCCACCAAAGUUGCUGCAUCAUCUAAUGAUGACUCCACAAACUUUGGAUCCAAUGUUCAUGGAUGGGCAUCAGUGGAUACAUAUAGACCAAGGUUCCAUUUUAAUGCAGCUGCAAACAAUGGUAGUGGAAGCCCAAAUAUAUUAGUUGAGCAAAAUAGGGGACCUAGGACAAACAGGUUGAAAGGUCAGUGGAUGUCAGCUGGUUCUGAUGGGGCUGAACUGAGUAAAGCAAGUGCUCGUACCGUAGAGGGAAACGUCAUCAUUAAUGCUGACCAAUAUAAUAGGGAUGACUUCCCAGUUGACUAUCCAGAUGCCAAGUUCUUUGUUAUCAAAUCUUAUAGUGAAGAUGAUGUGCACAAGAGCAUCAAGUAUAAUGUGUGGUCAAGCACUCCUAAUGGAAACAAGAGGUUGGAUAGUGCAUAUGAAGAUGCACAGAGAAUAUCUGUAGGAAAGCCAAGAAAGUGUCCGGUCUUUCUCUUCUUUUCUGUUAAUGCAAGUGGCCAGUUUUGUGGUGUUGCUGAGAUGAUUGGACCUGUUGAUUUCAAGAAGGACAUGGAUUUCUGGCAGCAAGAUAAGUGGACUGGGAGCUUCCUUGUCAAAUGGCACAUCAUAAAGGAUGUGCCAAAUGCUAGCUUUCGUCACAUCAUAUUAGAGAACAAUGAAAACAAGCCUGUAACAAAUAGCAGAGAUACCCAGGAGAUACCAUAUAACUCAGGCAUGAAUAUGCUGAAUAUAUUCAAGAGUAGCCCUCUAAGGACAUCGAUACUUGAUGACUUCAUGUUUUAUGAGGAGCGACAGAAGGUGAUGCUUGAAGAAAAAUAUAGGCAUCUUGGGAGAAGCUUCAAUGGGGCUCCUUAUGUGCCUGCAUUUGUUCCUACAAACAAACCAGCUGGUACAACAGACCUCCUGAAAGCACGUGAAAAGCAAUCAGUAAUAGACCACUCUUCAAAAGUACUCAAGGAAGAACCUGGCAGUGCAGCAGGUCAGCCUCCAACAGCUAAUGAGAGACAGACUGAUGUUAUGGUUAGUCAUCCUCCAUAUGCAGGUGGAAAACUGCGAGGUAUUGCAAUUGAUCAGCUUCCUAAAGCAGAUGGAGAACAGUCGAGUGUUGCCAUCAAUCAACCUUCCAAAGCCAAUGGCAAAUGUCCGACUGAUUUCUCCAAUCAGCCUUCAAAGGCAGGCAGCGCGCAAUCAAGCACUGCAGUUGCUCAGCCUUCAAAAGCUGAUGAAAAGCAAUUGAAUAGUACCUUUGAUCAUCAUGUGAAAAUGGAUGGAAAACAAGUAAUGGGUGCAGUUGAUCAGCCUUCAAAAGCUGAUAGAGAAAAACAGAGUUGUAUGGUACAUCUACCUCCCAAGGAAGAUGGAAUGAGGAGAAAAGCUGAUCAGUUAUCAAUACUGGAUGGCUCCACAAAGACCAAGGAUGCUAAGAGUUCAGGUAAUUCGGUCCUUAGCAGUGGACAGAUAACAAUAAAGCUGGAUUCCUCCAAAUCAUCUCAUGAUACCACAAAUGCUAAGCCUGAUGAGGCAGGAGAUGCUAAGAGUGUGAAUACUAUAAUGAAGAUUGGGUCUUUCUCUAUUCACCCAAUGGGGGGUGAUUUGAAAAGCUCUGGGGUCAUGGCAGCAGAGACCGCACCAGCUGAUGUCGUCAAAGUUGGUUCAGUUCAAAUCAAGGUGAAAGGUUUUGGUGAAUCAUUCUCCAGGCUUACAAAUGCAGGGACUGUUCCUAGUGAAUCUGAAGGACUAAAACUUAGCAAGCAGGGAUCAACUGCUGACAAUCAUCCACCAAAGAAAUGAAGUGGAGGUUUACAACAGCAAGCUGAUUGCUUUUUUCUAUCUUUUGUAUUGUCUCAAUGGGUCUUUUAAUGGCAAUGCUAGUUGACCGUACUGAACUAUUUUCCAGUGUUAGUCCAACUUACAGAAGCGCGUCGUUCUUUGUCAGUCCAAUUCACUCCACCAAGUCUUAAAACUUCGGUGGAGGUAAUUUGCUGUUUGUUUACUACUUUUUCAGUUCUUGUUGGUGUUUUAGGGGAAUGGUAUAGAGGAUGGGGCAAUUGUUUUUCAGCUACUGCUGAAAUUUCAUUUUGGAAGCUUACAGGUUGUAAUCUUUUUUCAGUUUUCGAUAUCAGUAGAUGAAAUAUAGUUAUAAAUUACCGAGUUAUUUUCUG